GCAACAGGUAGGGGACAGAGAUAACUUGUUCACAGUGAAGUUGUGAAAGAAACGAAAAUGCAGUCCACACCGAGAAUAAUUAUUCCAGUGUUCCUAAUAGCCACCGUGAUUGCAGGCUCAUCUCAUAGUGGAGCAAAACUACGCCGUGAUGGAGUAUUAAACCUAUACCCAUUUCCAAGGGUUGGACGCUCAUCUCAUCAGACCUGGCAGAUACCUAUACAUGAUUUGUUAGAUCAAGACUUACACAAACGGCAACUUUACGCAUUUCCCCGCGUGGGUAGGUCGUACCCAAUCCAAAUAUCUCCUUCGAAAUUGGAAGAUCUUCUGUUUGGAAGGAGUCAUGGAUUUGCGAAGAGAGAAAGCGAGAGCACGGAUAGCACGGGAAUGUGGUUCGGGCCAAGACUUGGUAGAGGAUUCACGAGUGAAGAUGAUACAAUUUCCAGUGAAGACAGGAGUGAACCAGAACAGAUCGAUUUGGAAUCCGAACGGGAAAAACGAGAUACGAAACACAACUAAUUGUCUGAAUGAUUGCUUAUUUUAAUUUUAAUUCUAUGUUAUUUAGUUAGUGUAAUUAUUUAUUUAUCUCUCUCAUUUAAAGCAUAUUCUAAUAUUUGACAACUUGCCAUUAUAAUUACGAUUUAUUUAAAAGUUAUUUAAUUAUGUGAAUAAGAGUUUAAUUACAGGUUCUUAAUAAUGAAGUCGAUAUUAUAAUUCUUUAAAAGUAAACCAUAUUGUGAGAUUUAUUGUCUUGUUGUAAUAAAUAAAUGGUGUAUAAAUCUUAAAUUGAAUCUAGUCAAUAUUAAAAUGUAAUAUAGGAAAUUUCAUAAUAAGUUUAUAUAUUUUUUUAACUAAUCCAAUGUUGAAUUUGUGUAUGUGUCUACGAUAUUGUUAAGUUAUAAUAUAAAUGUUAUUAGUUAAACUACUGUUAACCGGAGUUAUUUCUGCGGCUGGGUGGAAUUUUUAUCCAAGAAAUAGUUCUGGGACUCAGUAGGUAUUUGUAACGUUACUGAAAUUAAAGGCAAAUGUAUUUUA
Pieris rapae (cabbage white) is the source of this 1032-nucleotide messenger RNA. It is a transcript of the gene CAPA, whose product is annotated as CAPA peptides-like. The record is from RefSeq and is a predicted model, not a curated record. Gene Ontology annotation, biological process: neuropeptide signaling pathway. The coding region runs from base 58 to 516 and encodes 152 amino acids. Gene Ontology annotation, molecular function: neuropeptide hormone activity. The transcript has 5 exons. Lineage: Eukaryota; Metazoa; Arthropoda; Insecta; Lepidoptera; Pieridae.